GGGGGAAUUCAAGAAAAUCCCCAAAAAAAGGUCGGUCGUUGGGAGGCAAAAAAGAUAAGUAACCUUAGACCAUCAGGCUCCCUAGUGGGUCUGGAACGGAUAAGUCGGCAGGCACAGCAGAAAAAAAAGCAACAGAAACGAGAAAAGCUUCGUUACGGUUCCCUCAUUUCGAAUCAUUUCUAAGCCACAGGCAGUAACUUUUCGUCAUAAACUGCUGAAGGAAAAGAAAAAUUUUUUCUUUUGGUCGUGUUAUUUAUUUAUCUUCGGGCCGCCUGUUGUAGGUCAAGCGUGAAACAACAUAAAACUCCUCCCACUCUCCCUACGGCGGUCAAGAUGGUCAAUGAUCGGAAUGGGGACGAGGCCAUGGCCCAGAGCAAAGAACGACUGGAGUCUUCCGACUACGCCGAAAGACCCCCAACUUCCGAUACAACCGAUUCGUCCUCCACCACCAGCUCCGUGGAUUAUGACCCUCAAUUGCAUACCCUUCGCUCGCGCGCUACCGAGGUUGACCUCGAACGCCAUACGACCAGGGCCUCAGAUGCCCUGAGUCGCAUCCACACCCAGCGCCUCCAACAUGCCCUCACUGUCGGUGAAAGUGUCAAGUCACAUCCCUCCAAGGCCCCAUUGCCCCCAUUUGGUGCCGGAAAGCCUUAUCCGCCGCCUUUACCAGCGCGGGAGGACUACGUGGUGGAGUUCGACGGGAAAGAAGAUCCCUUAUACCCCCAGAACUGGCCGUUGAAGAGAAAAGUCUAUAUCAGUGCCAUCCUCGCCUUCACUAGUAUUUGCUCCACCUUCGAUUCCGCCAUCUUCAGCGCCUCCAGCAAAAAUGUCGCGCAAGCAUUCAGCGUCGGUCUCGAAGUCUCCACGCUGUCGAGUUCCCUGUAUAUCAUCGGUUAUGCGUCGGGACCCUUGAUCUGGGCCCCCAUGUCGGAAUUGCAAGGCCGUCGCUUACCCAUCGUCAUCGCGAUGAUGGGAUUUGGAAUCUUUAAUAUCGCCGUCGCCGUCGCCAAGGACCUACAGACCCUCAUGAUCUCUCGUUUCUUCUGUGGUAUCUUUGGCAGUUGUCCCCUGGCCGUCGUCGCUGCCGUCUUCUCCGAUAUUUACGACAAUCGCACCCGUGGUGUCGCGAUCGCCAUUUUCUCGAGCACGGUGUUUUUAGGCCCCCUCCUCGCGCCGUUCAUUGGUGGUUUUAUCAACAUGUCAUAUCUGGGCUGGCGGUACACGGCGUAUAUUCCGGCAUUCAUGGGGUUUUUUGCGUUCGCGCUGAACGUCUUCUUCCUGAGGGAAUCAUAUCCGCCCGUCAUUCUGAUCAGCAAGGCCUCGGAACUGCGCCGUCGCACCAAGAACUGGGGCAUCCAUGCCAAGCAGGAGGAGAUUGAGGUAGACUUCAAAGACCUGAUCAUCAACAACUUCUCCCGUCCGCUGCGUUUGCUCAUCAACGAGCCCCUGAUCCUCGCCGUGACAGUUUACCUCAGUUUCAUCUAUGGCUUGCUUUACUGUUUCCUGACGGCCUAUACCCUGGUGUUCCAAGGGGUCCAUGGCAUGAACGCCGGCGUGGGUGGCCUCCCCUUGUUUGGCAUGGUCGUGGGCCUGUUCAUCGCGGCGGGCUACAUCAUUCUGACUAGCGGAGCGUACAACAAGAAGCUCGAAGCCAACGGGGGGAUCCCCGUGCCCGAGUGGCGUCUUCCGCCGGUGAUCAUUGCGGGCGCGCUCUUUGCCGCGGGAUUGUUCUGGUUCGGCUGGACUGGCUUCACCGAUAGCAUCCACUGGAUUGUCCCGACCCUGAGCGGUCUCUUCACCGGAUUCGGACUCCUGAUCAUCUUCAUUCAGCUGUUCAACUACCUCAUUGACACGUAUCUGAUGUUUGCCGCCUCGGCCAUCGCCGCCAACACCUUCGUUCGUUCCUUAGUCGCCUCCAGCUUCCCGCUCUUCUCCCGGCAAAUGUUCAACAACAUGGGGAUCCAGUGGGCGUCCACGCUACUCGGCUGUCUGGCGGCCAUCCUGGUGCCCAUUCCCGUCAUCUUCUUUUUCUUCGGCAAGCGACUGCGCAUGAAGAGCAAGUUUGCGCCCAUCUACGAGAAAGCCGAGGAGCCGAUGAGUGACGAGAAUGAAAUUGCCGCCGAGACCAAUGGACCCUUGAGGGAAUAAGAAUAACCGGAUCCCACCCACAUACACAACUAUGCCCCAUCGUCUCCGUUUGAUACCCAGGGCCAUAGAUGGUGUCUUAAUGUUCUUCCCUUCGAUAAAAGCAAUAUACCCCGAAUUUGUAUAAAAUAAUCUUAGUUUAGCAUCUAAUCUAAUCAUAUCAUUGCA
Molecule: messenger RNA, 2313 nt
Organism: Aspergillus caelatus
Lineage: Eukaryota; Fungi; Ascomycota; Eurotiomycetes; Eurotiales; Aspergillaceae
Product: MFS transporter
Exons: 2
Coding region: 334-2148 (604 amino acids)
Biological process (GO): transmembrane transport
Molecular function (GO): transmembrane transporter activity
Source: RefSeq, a predicted model, not a curated record